AUGUUUCGAUUCUAUCGUUCGCAUACCAUUAAAUCGUUUUGGCGAACACCAUAUAAACAGCCUCUGCUUCGAACAUCGUUCCAGUCCCCCAUCGGUGUUUGUCGCCUCGCUUAUUUGUCAGAUCAACGUCUUUCAAUCGCCAACGGUUAUGGCUUUAUAGCAAAAUCGUCAAGUUUCACCGAUCUUCGAGCGGCAUUUAGCGGAAAGACAGUCGAUCGUGCUGCAGCCGCUGUCGAAAUGGAACUGCAGAAUAUGAUGGGACGGAUAGUGGUUGAUAUUAAAGCAAUCGCCGGAUUUGCACGUCUAGCAGCCGGCGAUGUGUUUGAGGUGACUAUUCGACAUGGAAAUCAGAAAUGGCGAACACGAGGUAGAACUCAAGUCGAUCGAACACAGAGAUGGGAUAAAUCACAGGCGAUCCUUGUCUGUCAACCGGAUGCAAGCAUAGAGGUGAAGGUUGCUGAAGUCCGUGUGUUCAAAACGAAAUUGUUAUCAGAACGAUCCUUUGAGCCUUGUGAUUUGUUUUCAUCAGAGCCACAGUUGGUCACGAUGAAUCUCAAUCAAAUCGGUACCAUCAAGCUUCAACUAGUCGUCACCUGGAUGUGA
This is a messenger RNA of Angiostrongylus costaricensis, 603 nucleotides long. Lineage: Eukaryota; Metazoa; Nematoda; Chromadorea; Rhabditida; Metastrongylidae. The record is from the annotation of a GenBank genome assembly.